UCCCUGCCCAUCCCUCCCCUGGCCGCUGGCAUCCCCCAGCCCAGGUUGAAAGUGGCCGGCGGCGCGGCGGUCAGCGAGCUUGGGGCUAUGGGGCUUGGGGGCAGCGCCGCCGCGCCUCUCGCCUCCCGCGGGCUCUGAAACGUCUAGCCUAGAGGAGAUGGGGGGCUGCGGUUAGUGGAGGCUGAGGCUCGCCGGGUGCGAGGAUCUGAGGAUGCGGCUCCAGCUGUUGCUGCUGCGGCGGCGGAGCUGCGGCUCCUGAGCGCCCCGGGGCUCCAGGCUCGGCUCCAGGCGCCCGGCCAUGCCGCUUCCACCACUCCUCUGGCUACUGGGCUGCGGCCUCCUGGCCUCCGCGGCCCUGGCCAGCUACUCGGAGGAUCAGUGCAGCUGGAGAGGCAGUGGCUUGUCCCAGGAGACGAACAGCGUGGAGCAGCUAUCCCUGCAUUGUGCUGAGGGCUCCCUGGAGUGGCUGUACCCAGCAGGGGCCCUGCGCCUCACCCUCUCCCCCAGGCUGCCCCCAGGCAGUGCUGGAGCUGGUCAGAGUCCCAGGCAUAUCACAGCCUGCAUCAAGUCCUCUGGCCCCUUCCGGGGGGCCCAAGUCUACGUGGAGAGAGAUGGACUCCUGGAGCUGCUGUUAGCUGAGGCCCAGGGGCCGCCCAGGGGCCGGUGUGUCAGCUGGCAGCCCCAGGAGCGGGUGGCUCUGUUCGUCCAGUCCACCCCACAUCGGGAUAUCAGUCGCCGAGUAGCAGCCUUCCGCUAUGAACUUCGAGGGGAUUGGCACCUGCACCUCCCCCUGUUCACCCACAACCUUAGCAUGGAAGGAACCUGUCGCCCGUGCAGUGAUGCUGAGGUUCUCAUGGCUGUGUGCACCAGCGAUUUUGUGGUUCGAGGGACCAUCUGCGGGGUGACUCACGACCAGGAGCUGCAAGAGUCAGUGAUCAGCGUCAGCACGCCUCGCAUCCACCGGCAGAAGUUCCCCUUGUUCCAGCCAGCUGAGUCCCCCAGCCAGGUGUCCGGCACCAUCCGCACCCCCUUGCGCUGCGGCGUCAGGCCCGGCCCUGGCACCUUCCUCUUCACUGGCUGGAGUCACUUUGGGGAGGCCUGGCUGGGCUGCGCUCCCCGGUACCAGGAUUUCCGCCGCAUGUAUGACGCGGCUCAGGCUGCCCACCACAACCCCUGUGAGAUGGCCCUGGAUUAAGGCUCCCUGAGGUUGGGAAGAAAGGACCCCACUGACCACGCUGAGGAGCUCUCAGUACCCCGGAUUGUCCAGAGGUGCUGUAAGAAAGAGGAAUUGCUUUGAUCCUAGCUUGUGUUUUAGGAAUCGGCAAGGUCUAACGACCAGCAUGUUCCCGGGCAUCCAAGUGCAGAACCAAUGAUGCCAGUCUCAGGAGAGAUGUUGAGGGGGCACUUUGGGCAAUUAAUCUGGGGGAUAGCCUGGGCUGGGAAAAGCCAUCUUUUCCUUGGUAGAGCUCCCCCACCAUCAUCCUGUGGGGUGCCGCCUGUCCUGUGCAUCUUGCAGAUCAGAGCGGUCUUAGAGGAAAGAUGAACCGGCCCUUCACUCUACCUUCCCCUUUCCAGGGAGACAUUGCUGCUAGAGCCUGGGACUCCCCAGCUUGGUGGGCAUCUCGCUUGGAAAUGACUUGACAGAUUGGGUUAGGAAGGGAAGGGGUGGGAGAGAGAAAGGCGGAGAAGAGGCCUUGGGGGCCCCACAGGGAUCCUGAUACCAAAUGUAUGUGCCCGCAGUGGUGUUUCGGGGGAACUAAACUCUCUGCCAAGCAUGUGGUUUAGUGGUUUCUUCCUGCUUUCAUCGGCAGGUAGGGGCUUCAUUGGUGAAAGUAUUGGGGGGAGAAGGCAAGGGACUGUUGUCCUGGUUAUUUCCCUCUUCCAAAAGCCCUUUCCCUUCUCUGCCUGGCUCUCCAGCCUCUUGACCCUAUUGGCUGGAUAGUUUUAUUAGGCAAACCUUUUUGGAGAAAGUAACUGAAUUCAAUGAAAGGAAGGUUUGAGGGUAUGGGGUAGGUUAGGGUGUAAAAUGACUUGAACAGUCAGAUUCCUUUUACCUUGGUACCUUAUUUAUUGUUGUGUGUCCCCUUUCACACACCUCUUCUCCCCCUGCCUUCCAAGCUCAUCGUGGCCCUCGCUCACAGCCCUGUACAUGUUGUUUCAAUUAACCUUCAGUCCUGUCUUCUAGGUAUAUGGCCAUUCUGGGACACAUGCAUCCUCUCAAACACAGGCUCUCACACCCACCCACAUGCUCCUUGUGCAUUCUCUUAUGUGCGCUAUCUCUCUCUCUCUCACACACACAUACACACACACACACACACACACACACACACACACUUUCCUUUUUCUUGCACUGAAGUUGCCUCAGUUCUCUCAAGUCCUGCAUUUUAUAUCCGCCCACAAUGGGAGCUGAUAAAUGGGUUAAAAACUCCCACUUCCUGACACACACAGGAGGAACAUCAUCCCCCAGCCACUCUUCUCCAUCUCUGAGAACUGAAGCUGGAAGGAUGGAGAGAUUCCUGGAGGCUGAGCUCACACUGGCCACCAUCCAAGAAGGCAACUAAGGGGAUAAGGAAAGGAAGAUGCUCUCUCUUAGAGCUCGCAUCUCAGAGAGAUAGACCAAGCAGAUAAACUCAGUUUUCAGAGUUUGCUUAGGUGGUUCUCAUUAAUCCAAAGUGAGUAAGAAUGCCUGCAGAGAGCCUUAAGCCCAGAGGGAGGCAGAGAAAGGGAAGAUUAGCAGAAAGGAAUGAAUGUUCCCUAGAAAAAGCUGAAUCCAAAAGCCUGUUUCCUUGAGAUUUAGAACAUCUUGUAAAUGGUGUACUAGCCUGAAAUUCAGAACUGCUGAAGUUUGUUGAAUUUUGUUUCAGCUUUGACUUUGAAUGACUCGUUAAAAAGCCACUUCCCCGUCUUAGUGCCCUAGUCACCCUGUCUGUAAAAUGGGGAUAGUCAUCUUUGGCUCAGGCCCACCUUCCUGGGGAUGAAUGAGAGGAUGUCUGUGAUGUGCUGGGAGCGCCUCAGAAGUGGUGGACGUGAGAUGAAUUCUCAGCACCAUGGGCAAUCUGUCUUGCUAGAGAUGAGAGAGCCGGUUUGCAAGAGAGAAUAGGAGAAGGCCUGAGUGGGGAGAAGGAAGCACUCUAAAUUUGGAAGACAGCAGUAGGAUGUCUUGGGGAUUGAGGAAGGAGGGAGAGAGGGAGCGAGAGGGCACCCCGUCCCGGGCCGGGCUCUCGCCCUACUUUCUGCAGUCCAGCACAUUCCAGGGAAGAAUGUGCCACUUGUUGCUGAAUUUCCUCACAGAGGCCGGGGAGCUGUUUCACCCAGCUGGGCUCAGGGCUCCGGGCUCUCCUCGCCGCCCCCCCCUGCCAGCCCUGGAAGGGGAGCUGCACAAUGGGGUCUCUAAGGAGAUGUUUCCCGCCACUUCCCCCCAUUGUCGCCCUUUCUCUCCCUCCCCCAUUCCUUCCUCCUUGCUCUUUCAGGCAGAUAAAGGGCUGAAUUGGUGAAUUGGUGGGUUACAAAGAAGAGGCGGCACAAAGCCUGAAAGAGGCAGAGGACUGUGGCUGCUUCCCCUGUCUCUUCCCCCCCCCCCCCCCCCAAGCCAAAGCCAGGAAGAAGGAUGACCCCGGAGUCCCUCUGCUGGUAUGGCUGACUUCCUCCAGUCCUUCUGAUGGGGAGAACGGCCCCCCUGCCCAGGCUUCUCCAGAGCUGGGGGAGAGAGUGCCUCUUAGGGGGAAAACAGCAGCUGGAGUUAUUUGGGAGAAAGGGCCAGGAUCAUGUAUCAGAUCAAGGUUUCCCCCACUUCCCCCUCUCCCCGAGGUACUUGGUGG
Sarcophilus harrisii (Tasmanian devil) is the source of this 3818-nucleotide messenger RNA. RefSeq names its product meteorin, glial cell differentiation regulator (gene METRN). Lineage: Eukaryota; Metazoa; Chordata; Mammalia; Dasyuromorphia; Dasyuridae. Bases 299 to 1195 code for a protein of 298 amino acids. Gene Ontology annotation, biological process: glial cell differentiation; positive regulation of axonogenesis. The transcript is spliced from 4 exons. Gene Ontology annotation, molecular function: hormone activity. The record is from RefSeq and is a predicted model, not a curated record.